ACAUCAAGCGACUACGAAAUGUUUUAGAUUAUCAAGUCUAUCAUCAGAUGAGGAUCCGAUUACACAAAGAUACGAACGACAGGUGGGUCAAGCCCACAUCGAGAGUCGCUUGACCGAGCCUCAUACUCGCUGUGGUAUACCACAAACUCCUCACCGGUCAGACAGACCAUGUGAGGAAGACCCUGCAUUAUCACAGUUAUUUAUCACACCAGAUUCAGUUCGAUCUGCAAGCGGGUUAUCAGCCAGCUGGACUGACACGCGGAAAGCCCGAAAGGGUCCAGUUUUCUGCGCCUGGGUGCAAAUGCCUUCAGCCCCUCAAAUGGCCAUAACUAGACAGUUGAGACUGCAUGCGACAUGGCAAGACAAGUCUACGAACCACUAAGGCACAUCGGAGUGAGUGAUAAGAGCAUGCGUGUCGCUCCCUCGGUGACUUAUUUGCCUGCUUCGACAAGUUGCUCCCAGCUCAUAUCGCUGGACGUCGGAGGGCCUGUGUUUGUGGUCUCGGUAUAGGCAAUAAUCCUUGGUGGGAC
Molecule: messenger RNA, 530 nt
Organism: Aspergillus heteromorphus CBS 117.55
Lineage: Eukaryota; Fungi; Ascomycota; Eurotiomycetes; Eurotiales; Aspergillaceae
Exons: 1
Coding region: 355-510 (51 amino acids)
Source: RefSeq, a predicted model, not a curated record